Messenger RNA from Hibiscus syriacus, 607 nucleotides. Its product is annotated as ATP-dependent 6-phosphofructokinase 7-like. Gene Ontology annotation, molecular function: 6-phosphofructokinase activity. The record is from RefSeq and is a predicted model, not a curated record. The coding region runs from base 1 to 393 and encodes 130 amino acids. Gene Ontology annotation, cellular component: cytoplasm. Gene Ontology annotation, biological process: glycolytic process. The transcript has 2 exons. Lineage: Eukaryota; Viridiplantae; Streptophyta; Magnoliopsida; Malvales; Malvaceae.
AUGAUCCGGGCUAUUCCUAGCAUUGCUUCUGAUAAUGUCUACUGCACCCUACUUGCUCAUAGUGCUGUACAUGGAGCAAUGGCUGGGUAUACAGGCUUCACUGUCGGUCCUGUCAAUGGCAGACAUGCUUACAUUCCAUUUAAUCGCAUCACUGAGAAACAGAACAAGGUCGUCAUUACCGAUAGGAUGUGGGCGAGACUGCUCUCUUCUACCAACCAGCCUAGCUUCCUGAACCCCCGAAAUAUUGCCAAAUCCAAGCAAGAGAAACAACCAACAACUGACAUUUUGGAUAGCGAAAUGGAAAAGACAGAACAUCAGGGACGGAAGACAAUCCUUGUGUGUCAGCAAAUGGCUUGUUGGAUGUGGACAAUUGCAAAGACGGAAUAUCGGUGACCGAAGACAAUCCUUGUAUGCCAUGAAAGUUCCCUCUCCCAUCUUUUUUGGUCAGUCAAAUUUUCCAUCACUUAAAGAGAUAGCACUCUUAACUCUAUUAUCCUUAAAUAAUCAAGAAAAUAGUAACUCAGUCCCUCAAUUUCUGUUGUUGUAUGAAUUACUUGGUAGUUUGAAAUUUUUGGUGGUGGUGCUUUGACUUUGAGAAGUUCAUAGU